AUGUUAUUCAUGGAAUCCUAUAUGUGUUAUUGCUCGGUGCGACUGGGAGUCAUUAUCGUAGCUGUUUUGGCCAUCAUUCGAGCCUUUGCUCAGAGUUUAACUCUUUUCCUGAUGGGCGUAAAAUUCUUUGAGCCCCUGAUCGAUUUGUUUGAGCACGAUGUGGAGUACAGGGACAAGGGCUGGGUUAGAAAAUACAUCAGUUUUAGUCAAAACUCUCCCGAAAGCUUCUGUGCUGUUUUUCACGUAAUAGCAUUUGCUCAUAUGGGUGCUGCUGUCUUAAGUAUUUAUGGUGCCUUGAAGUUACGAAAAUGGUUUGUGAUUCCCUUGGCAGUUUUCGAGUUUUUUUACGUCGUUAGCUUUACGUUCCUUCACAUUGUUCUUAUGAUCAUGCUGAAGAAGCUGAUUAACUUGGGCUAUCUUAUAAUUCUUACUAUUCUGGGCUGCUUCUACAUACUUUUCUUGGGCUACAAUGCCUGCACCUGCGUGGCCAUGUUCCAGAUAAUCACCCUGGUGAAGAGUGCCCGUUACCGCGAGAUCUAUGGCGAUGAUCCAUUCCACCCGCUGGCCAUGCGGACCAGUCACCAGAGGGAAUCCGAGAAGCCGCUCCAGGUGCUCCGGAUGCACGACAUGCACGACACAAACAUCGAUGAGCAGAAGCGGCUGAGCAAGUUGGGAUUGUGGCCACGCCGUCAUCCGCCGGUGGUGUCCGUCCUGCCCAGGCAGCCGGAGUAUCCUCAGCCGCAGUUAAAGUGGUGGCAGCAGCAGGCCUUGAGCACGUCCGAGGACCACUCGCAGGAUCAGUCCGUCCACCGCAACUGGCAGCCCAUGGAGCUCCUCAAUGGCGUGGGCGGCGAUGUGCAGCGCAAAAGUGACCUGAAUCGACGGUACGCCGAAAAUCAGCUGCAUCGAUGGUACUGAUCCCUCGGCUUCACUUUCAGUAACAUUUUAUU
This is a messenger RNA of Drosophila biarmipes, 950 nucleotides long. RefSeq lists its product as uncharacterized. NCBI's taxonomy places the organism in Eukaryota, Metazoa, Arthropoda, Insecta, Diptera, Drosophilidae. The record is from RefSeq and is a predicted model, not a curated record. Bases 1 to 918 code for a protein of 305 amino acids. The transcript is spliced from 5 exons.